Gryllus bimaculatus (two-spotted cricket) is the source of this 1205-nucleotide messenger RNA. The record is from the annotation of a GenBank genome assembly. Lineage: Eukaryota; Metazoa; Arthropoda; Insecta; Orthoptera; Gryllidae.
CUAGCCCGAGCCCGUCCCGCGCCCGUCGUCCCGACCGCGCGCUCGCGCUGGGCCUGAGUGACGCCGUGUGCCGACGGACGAGGCGACCUGCCCUGCCCUGCACUGCACUGCCCUGCCCCGCGCCAGCGCUGUGCAAGCGCGUUCCCCGCGACGCGGUCGGGUGUCAGCGGUGCGUGCCGCUUGGGCGUGAUCGCCGCCGGUCGUCGGUGACCGGUGGGCGCGGCGGACGGUGAUUUUUGGUGAAUCGGUGACGCGUUUGAGGAUUCGUCAGUUAGCGGUGAGUGGACGAUCUGGUGAUCUCAUGCCGAAGAAUCGGCGGACAGUGUUCGGUGACUUUUUGGUAGUGAGAUAAGGCGCCUGGUGAUUGGUGUGUGCGGUGAUCGGAAAAUCGAAGGAGCAGAAUCGAUGACAUUCCAAAUCUUUGAUCAAACGAUCCAGUAAUAGACAAUCGGUGAUCUAUUUAAAUGUGUGAUCCGCGAAUGUGUGACGCUAUGAUCGACAACUUAAAAGUGGUGACAGGAAAGUGACUGUUGCCAACCGAACAUACAUCGGCGUGCUGGUCGAUGCUAUUGUUUUCAAUUGGGUGUGACACCGACCAUUGAUUGCCCGGUGACUGCUGUCGACUGAGCUUCUAUCGACUCGGAGGCCGGUGAUUUCGUGUUCUGUGGGCGUGGCAACGAACUUCGAUUACUUCCCGGCCAUCGAUUGCCCGGUGACUGCUGUCAACUGAGCGUCAAGGGACGUCGUGAGUGGGCGUGGCGACCGUACCCGCUCCGCGAGACGCGUGCCUGUUGGGCCAGGUGGCUGCAGGUGUCUUCGAUGGACCUGACGACGCGUCCGCGGCCGGUGGCGGCGUGCGGCGGCGACGGCUGCGGGGGCGGCGGCGGAGGCGGCGUGGGCUGCGUGGGCGGCAAGGCGGGUGCCCGCGCCGCCAAGAGCGUCUUCUCCAUCCGGUCGCUGGUGGGCGCGGGCGACGGCGAGGCGGAGGAGCCCUCGAUCGGUGAGUAAUUGGAGAGACUGAAAAUGAAGAGUACUACUGCUGUAAGUGAGUAAAAUGACAAUAAUGAAUUCAAUGGCAAUUCUGUUAAAUUUCUUUCUUCAUACGUUUGCUGAUGCAAAAUCAACUAAAUACACAAGACGAAUUGUGUGGAUUAAUAGAACACCCACAUAAAAAUGACUUUCUCGAAAUGGUCACAUAAUGUUUA